This is a messenger RNA of Actinia tenebrosa (Australian red waratah sea anemone), 343 nucleotides long. RefSeq names its product LINE-1 reverse transcriptase homolog. The record is from RefSeq and is a predicted model, not a curated record. NCBI's taxonomy places the organism in Eukaryota, Metazoa, Cnidaria, Anthozoa, Actiniaria, Actiniidae. Gene Ontology annotation, molecular function: catalytic activity.
AUGUCUCAACAAACUGAACAUUUCUUUUUUUACGAAAGAAUUUCGACAAUCUGGUUUGUUAUCUUACCGCUUUUUAAAAAGCGUCACUUUGACGCAAUUGCUUUGACCGAGACAUGGCUUAAAGAUAAAGAUGAUCUACCUUCCUUUGCAAUAGCGGACUACCAAGGCCCAAUAGUCUUAAMUCGGCCAAACGAAGAUGGUGGCGGAGGAGUUGCUCUUUAUGUCAGAAAUAAUUAUAAUUUUAAGAUUCGCAAUGACUUAAAGUAUAAUAGUAACGAUAUCCAAUUUCUGUUUGUCGAAGUGGAAAAGAACAAGGAAAGCAAAUUAGUGGGUGUCACAUAUA